AUGACAUCAAAAAAAGCACCAAUUGUAUAUCACCCAAGUUAUAACAUUGCAUUUUGGAAUCUCGAAAAGAAGUAUAAACGUAUUCAUCGAAUUCUGGUUGCGUCAGGCCUUUUUAAUGUAAAUUCCUUUUACGAACCUUCACCGCCAACCCCACUCGACCUAGCAAAAUUGCACUCCAAUCAAUACCUGGAUUCGUUGAAUGAUAAUGCACAACUUCAGAAAAUAUUGGAAGUGCCUUUCAUCGCCGUUUUACCGCAAGCACUGUUGAAAAAAAAAGUUUUAGAACCCAUGUUGCUACAAACUGGAGGAAGUGUGCUUGCAGCGGAGUUGGCGCUGGACUAUGGUUGGGGUAUUAAUUUAGGAGAUGGCUAUGCCCUUUCGUCUGUUGCCGCGCCUAUCCGAUUAACGACUUCCGAACUCAGAACAGAUGAAAAAUAUCUUCAAUCGAUUCAAUCCAACAUAUUUCAAUCUUUUAGCAGAUUCCACCCACAGUUUAUCGUAUAUAAUGCUGGAACAGAUUGCUUAGAAGGUGAUCCCUUAGGAUCUAUGAACCUCUCUACAGACGCGAUCUUAAAAAGAGAUGAGCUUGUAUUUAGAACGGCGAUAGAACAUGGCGUACCCAUCGUCAUGGUUCUAAGCGGUGGAUAUCAGAAAAAGAAUGCUGAAAUAAUUGCUACGAGUAUUUUGAAUCUAGUCAACAAGUUUGGACUCCUAAAAGAAGCCACAUCAUCAGAAUUAUCCACCUGA
Acaulospora colombiana is the source of this 747-nucleotide messenger RNA. Lineage: Eukaryota; Fungi; Glomeromycota; Glomeromycetes; Diversisporales; Acaulosporaceae. The record is from the annotation of a GenBank genome assembly.